AUGGCCGCCGCCGCAUCCGGCAGCGCCCCGCCGCCGGACGCCGCCGGCGCACGGAGGGGGCGCGGCCGCCCCCGCGGGAGCAAGAGCGGGCGCGGGCGCGGGCGCGGGCGCUCGCCGAGCCUGAGGCGGAGCAAGCCCUCGAAGAGGCCCCGGCCGUCGUCGCGGUCGCCAUCCGGGUCGCCCGACGGGCCCCAUUCCUCGCCCCCCCGCGGGGUGGACCUUUCCGCGCCGCUGCCUCCCGGCACCGACGUCGAGGUCCGCGUCGACGACGACGGCUUCCACGGGUCCUGGUUCGAGGCCACCGUGCUCGACUUCACGCCGGCCCGCGGGUACCGCCACCCGGCGCGGUACACCGUCAAGUACGCGCACCUCCUCGCCGACGACGACGAAGGCGUGCUGGCCGAGCCCUUCGCGCCGUCCCACAUCCGCCCGCGCCCGCCUCCGCCGCCCCCGUCGCCCCCGCCGCGCUUCCAGACCCACGACAUCGUCGAGGCGUUCCACAACGAGGGGUGGUGGUCGGGCAUCGUCGUGUCCGCCCCCGCCGGCUCCGGCUCCGGCGCCGCCGGGGUCACCGUCGCGUUCCCCAUCACCCGCGAGGUCAUCGAGUUCGCGCCCGGCCUCGUCCGCCCCCGCCGCGACUACGUCGACGGCGACUGGAUCCCUUCCCAGGUCGCGAUGGUUGUCCGCCCCAAGCGCGCGGUCAAGGUCUACGAGGUCGGGGACAAGGUGGAGGUGGUGAGGCAACGGAGCGCGUACGGCGAGUCCUGGUUCCUCGCCACGGUGAGGGUCGUCGUCGACGACCUUAGCUACGUCGUCGAGUACUUCGAUCUGGAGGAGGGCGAGGGCGGGCCGGAGAAGGCCACCGAGUACCUGCAUUGGUGGUUCAUCAGGCCGGCUGUCGAGCAUGCUCCAAGGGAGAGCGAGUUCAAGCUCCAGCCUGGCGCUGCUGUGGAGGCCUACUGCGAUGGGGCAUGGUCACCAGGUGUGGUGCGAAGGGUCCUCGGCGAGGGUGAGUAUGAGAUCGGUAUUGUUGCCAAAAAGUCAGAAAUGCUGGUGACCAAGGUGGCGCCAUUGCUCAAGCCACAGUAUAAGUGGAAUGGCAAGCAAUGGAAGAUUGCGACCCGUAAGAGACGGGCUAACUCAAGGCGUCGGUCUGUGUCUGGUAAUAGUCCAAGGUCACCAGUUGAGGUGUCAUCCAGUGAUGAAGAACACAGUCUAGGAAAGAGCACAUUAGCCGAAGGUUCUGGACAUGCUUCAGUCUCUGAGAUGGACAUUCCUUUGUCUGCUCUUUGCAAGUCACCAGAAAGCACUCAUUCACCGAAUUCUUUUGUCUCUGAAAAGAACAGUCUUCAAGGUUCACAUGGGAUAAUGAAUUCGGUGCCAAUGAACGGACUCCUUUGUGCUUCUCCAGGACAUUCAGCACCAGUGGACAAUCAAGAAAUCCUGUCUGAUAUGGUUGUUACUGAUGGUGAGCUUAAUGGACCUGUCUCUGGAAGAAGUGUUGGUGGCCAUGAUAUGCUUUCCAUUACUGAACUAAGAAAGAAAAUGGCUUCAGCGCCCAGAAAUAAGAAAAUGGCUUCAGCGCGCAGAAAUAGUGCUGUCACACGCAAACAGGAAAACCCUGCCAAAUCACUCAGGGUGAAGAAAUGUGUAUCGGACAUUAAAGCGGGGAAAAUGCACCCUAUUCAAGGACUUCAGGGAAAGGUGUCAAUAGGGACAAAAAGGGGUUCAAGUACAAAGGUUCUUGCCUCUAAGAAAUUGGCUAACAGGAGAGGAUCCAAAGAACUGUGCAGUUCAAAUAGCUCAUUGGAUGUGACUAGGACUGUCCAGCAGAGAGGAAGCAAGGAAUUUGCAGAGCCAAUGGAAGAAUGUCCCUUAGCAUUGGAGUGUCUGAAUUCUGAUACUCAAAAACAGCUUGAUAGAACUUUGGAGGAUGCACAGAACAUAACUGAAUUAUCAAAUCAGGACCUGUUACCGAUGGUGCCUCCUGGCUUUAAAUCAAUGGAUAAUGGGAGAGGUACUAACAUACAUGAUACUCAAUUUGAUGAAGAGCCAACUGGAAAUGAUGACAUGUGCACAGACCAUGCUGCUACCAAAUUAGCUGAAAGCAACCAUGUCAUGGAAACAGCUAUCCUAUGUCUUGAUUGUCCGGCUCAACAAGCCCGUGGGAAAGUGGAUGAGAGGUCAGUUUUACAGAAUGCUGGGAGUUCACAGUGCAUCAUCGACAGUUCUCCAUUGAGGAGCUGCUCUGCUUUUGAGAGCUUGUUGCCUUCACCACAGCCUUUUGAGGACCAGGCUUUGUUCGUCAAGAACUCACCUAUGUGGGAUCUAGUUGAAGCAAUGCAUGUGUUUAAGGAGCUUCCUCAACAACCUCAUUUCCUUCCACUCCAAGAACAUGCCCCAUUACUACGUGAAGGAAUGGCAUUAGGUAUGAUGGUGUCAUUCAUGGACUUAGUGAAGGUUACAAUGGAAGCAAGCAUAGACAACAGCAUGGAAUGGUUCGAGGACAAGAUCAGGACAAUCUCCCAUCUAGAGGCAAAUGGAUUUAGUGUGCAAUUUAUGCAGAGCGCCAUGACCGAUUUGGUCAAGAUAAAAUCUGAGCGCACCAGUUAUCAUGUACAAAUUGGCAAGCUGGAUUCGAAGUUUGUGGAGAAGACAGCUUCGUCCUCCCGAGUUGGUGCACUGCUUGAUGAAAAAGAUAUAGCUGCAGCAGAGCUUGAGCAAGAACUUGGGCGCAUUCGCCAGGAAAGCCAGAAGAUUGCAAAGGAGAAGGAAAAAAUAGAUGCGGAGCUCGCUAGUAUCAAGACAUCGCUUAGUGGGUAUGAGGUUCUGUGCGACGGUGUGGAACGUUAUCUAUGCAUCAAAGUGGGUUCAGAUCGAUGUGCCGUGGUUAUGUUGUGCAAGUCAUUCGGUACCGUUUAUGUAUCUGUAGGUAUCUAUGGCUUAGGGAGCCUGAUGAAGUUUCGACUCUUAUAA
Molecule: messenger RNA, 2976 nt
Organism: Miscanthus lutarioriparius
Lineage: Eukaryota; Viridiplantae; Streptophyta; Magnoliopsida; Poales; Poaceae
Source: the annotation of a GenBank genome assembly